AUGGGAGUUGGUUUGGAGGAAUCGAAAGAGCAGGUCGAGGAGCAACAAUAUGACGAUAGCAGCUUCGACGAAUGCGAUACGCCGGCCGGAGUGCUGUCCUCCAAAUUUGAUAAAACCGAUUUGGCGAUCAACACCAACCCGCUGCCGUACGGCAAGUACACGCUGAUUGGCAUCGAUAUAGAUACGACGGGUCGUAGACUUAUCGAUGAGAUCGUCCAGAUCUCGGCCUUCACUCCGGAGCGUCAGUACGCGCAGUACAUUAUGCCGCUCAUGAAUCUGAAUCCGGCCGCUCGCCAGCGGCAUCAGGUUCGCGUGAUCACGGUCGGUUUCUUCCGUAUGCUGAAAAGCAUGCAGACUUACCGUGUCAUGAAGACUAAGAUGGAAAUCGCGGCUUUGAACGAAUUUUUGGACUGGCUGGAGGAACGCCUCCGAGAGGACGAAGGAUCCGAAGGAAUUGUGCUGGUUUAUCACGAGCAGCGCAAAUUCGUGCCAUACAUGGUCAUCGAGGCGCUGAAAAAGUACAAGCUACUUGACCGCUUCACGCAGUCGGUCAAGUCGUUUGCCAACGGUUUUAGGCUGGCAGAGGAACGAUGCAGUAAGACGAUCAAGUACUUAACAAUCCGCCAGUUGGCGAAGAUUGUUCUGGACGAGAACGAAAACGCUCGCGAUGGCUUCGAGGGCAAUGCUACCUAUCGAGCAAAGAUGGCGUUCGAAAUUUCGAGACGCUUGGCAACCAAACCGAAGGAAAACACUGAGCAAAUCUCAGCUUCUACUCCGGCGGAAACUGAUCAAAGUUGCCCGACAUCGGUUGAAGAAACUACUUCUUCUACUCCGUCGAGUGACCCCACAUCUGGUUCUGAAAAGGUAGAAGAGUGUUCCGAGCAAUCCGAUGCGGAGCAGAAAGUGGUUAAGGUCGACGAUGCCACGUCCUCGGCCGCAGCAACGGAAUGUUGUAAGGCGCUUACCGAAGAGGAGCGAGAGAAGAUGUGCGAAGUGUUGUGCCAACUGGCUUCCCCGAUUUCUAACGAAAUAUCCGAGCUUGAUGAACAAGAGAAGAUCCUGUUGCGUCAGAAUUCAUUGCGUCCGGUAUUUCUGCUCUACUUUAAGACGACAAUCUACCAUCGGGUAAAGGCUGUAACGUAUAGACGAGUAGUAGCAGAAACUGGCCAUGAUUACGAAUCUCUUCGUCAAGUUUGGCAGGAAAGCAAGCGUGAGGGUUUGGAAUCUAUCAUCAAUAGCAUUGCUGAGUUAAAGGAAGAGGAGCGUACCGAGCUGCUGGAACUGCUCGAUUGCCACUACGAUCCGGACAAGCAGGCAUUCCAGCCCAUCGUAAAGCGCAAUAAGCAUAAUACAAAUAGAGGGCGUCCUUUCUUCAACAAGAAUGGCAACGUACCGAAACCCCAGAAUACAAACAACGCUCACGUCAGCAAGGAAAACCGAAAACCUUCUCGUAAUUACGAUAACCAGAAUAAUUUCUAUCAGAACAACAACAACAACAACAAUGGGGGAAAGCAGCAAAAACAGCAGCAGUACUUCAACAACCAAUCUUCGCCUGAAUCGGGCAUGCGGAACGAAGGAUCUCCUGGAAAACGGUUCCGUUC
Molecule: messenger RNA, 1601 nt
Organism: Anopheles cruzii
Lineage: Eukaryota; Metazoa; Arthropoda; Insecta; Diptera; Culicidae
Product: maternal protein exuperantia-like
Exons: 4
Biological process (GO): bicoid mRNA localization
Molecular function (GO): protein homodimerization activity; RNA binding
Source: RefSeq, a predicted model, not a curated record